Messenger RNA from Epinephelus lanceolatus (giant grouper), 6657 nucleotides. The record is from RefSeq and is a predicted model, not a curated record. Lineage: Eukaryota; Metazoa; Chordata; Actinopteri; Perciformes; Serranidae.
CCGCAGAGAAGUGAAGUUGAGCAUCCUGCAGUCAUUCACAAUCGGAGGACAACACCACCUGCUACCAGAUCUUCAUGUUGAGAAGACAGAAGAAUCAUAUACUGAGCUGAGUCAACUGAGCGUCAGACUGUGUGGCAGCAAGGCUGGCUGAGUGCUUCAUGAUGGGAUACUUUAGGUCAGCGUUGCACAGGACUUCCUCCACAGCACAUGACAUAUCACAGCUGAAUUCUUUGAUGCCGCCAUUUGACAUUUGAUGGCAUCAUUUUGCUUUCAAGCAAUAAAGUUUAAGCAAAACAAGUGAAAAUGAUGAAGCCAACUAAAGUGGAUAUAAUUUGAUAGAAUUCACUUACAUUAAACCCUUUAUUCAGUUAAUGAUUUGGCUUGAACUCUGUAGCCUGGCACAGGCAGACGCAUCCCACGUGUCUACCUGAGGCUGUCCUUCCAUUUUAUGGAGGCCUUGCAUAGUCGCCUGACGACUGGGGAGCAGUCCGGAGGUCAAGAACAUUGUCAACCAGAGUCACCUCACCGAGGCCCGCAGCCUAAGUCUCCCUCCCAGCCCCGUCGGCAACAGCAAACUGGCUCACCGAAGCCCCAUGGCACACAACAGCAACCCAAACAGUCCAGAAGACAGCAUCCUGAACGUAAACGUCUCAGGCACCAGCGGCAGAGCAUUGACUCAGAUACAGCGCUCGAACAGAAACAUGAAACCGCAACCACAGUUUCGAGUUUGUCACCAGGAGCCCCACCUUCCUCAGCAGGUGGCCCCACCCAGUCUAAACCAGAAUCCCAGGAGGGCACCCCAAAACAGAAACGGGAGCGUAAGCCUCAGAGACCGGGCAAAUAUGUCUGCACUUACUGUGGCCGCGCCUGUGCAAAGCCCAGUGUCCUGCAGAAACAUAUUCGCUCCCACACAGGUGAAAGACCUUAUCCCUGCGCCCCAUGUGGCUUCUCUUUUAAGACCAAGAGUAACUUGUACAAACACCGCAAAUCACACACCCACAGGGUGAAGGCAGGUCUGGCUUUAGGAGAGCCGAGAUCUUUAGAGGAGCAAGUCACUGAGUCAGAAGAUGAAACCAGACAGCAAUCAUCAGCAUCUUCCCUUACAGAAAGACAAGGCAGUGUAGCCUUAAUCAAGAGUCACGAAACAGACAGGGCCAAAGACUGCACUGGAGGAAACGAUGACUCCUACGCAGUUAAAAAGAGACUGGCCUUGCGUCUGAGUCGAGGAAAACAUGGUCCUCGAGACUUGUCUGAUGAAAAGACCUCAUCUCUAAUUUUAGGGAGUAAAGGCAGUACAGAAUCAGGCUAUUUCUCUCGCUCUGAAAGUACAGAGCAGUCACAGGACAGCCCCCCGAACACAAGUGCCAAAAGCUAUGCAGAGAUCAUCCUCGGCAAGUAUGGGCGUCUCGGACACCUACAGAGGAUGUCUCGACACCAUAACCAGCAGCCCUCUGGUCAGGAGGACAAAAGCAUCCCAUUCACAGUCCCCAAGAAGCAGGUCAUCGACCAUAUCACCAAACUUAUCACUAUCAAUGAAGCAGUGGUGGACACCAGUAAAAUUGACAGUGUAAAGCCAAGGAGAUUCUCACUCUCCAGGAAAAAUAGUUCAGAGUCUCAAAAGAGUUCAUCUAUGAAAGAAACGCUUAUUCACAGCCCCAAAGCCGGAGAUCUGGGCUACAAAAACAGUGGCUCCAUCACCAUGGGAGUUCCAUGUGAAAAAUUUCACCAUCCAUCCUUAAAUGUGGAGCAGCCAGCUGGCCAAACAUCCACUGCCCCUUUGGUGAGAAGUCACUCAAUGCCGUCUGCAGCUAGUUCAUUUGACACUUCCAGUGGCGGCCUCAGUAAAUUUCGCUUAACUCAGUCCUUUGAUGAACGAAAGCCUUCUGAAACGCAGGCCCGUCGUUUUGGGAUGCUAAGACGGCAGCCAGCUAUUGAAAUCCCACUUGGUGCCGAACUCACAGAAGAGGAACAUGAGGGUUCCCAUUCACUUUACCCUGACAGCGUUACCACCGUGCCUGACCCCAAACAAAGCCAACCGCAGCCAUAUGAGUGUGAGGCAUGUGGUACUGGAUGCAAAGAUUGGGAAGGUUAUAAGAAACACAAGCAAAGUCUGUGCCUAGCACAUCAUCCCAGAAAUGAGGUGGUAAUUAGUCAAACAGGGUGCUCACAGCUAAUUAACCACGCAGUCAGAGCAGGAGCUUCAGCAAUGCGUAAAAGAAGGAAAGAAGAGAGUUUUGAAUUUGAUGACCCCUCUUCUCCUUCAUUACCCUCUCCUGCCCUCUUAUCAGGACAGUGUAAAGAUGAAAGCAGUGUCGUUUAUGAGGGCCCCAGAAGACCGACACUACAGACCUGUUCAGUAAUUCAACAUACUAGUUCAUUUGAAAAACAAGAAUCUUUAUGCAAUGAGAGUCAAGGCACUGAGGCGACAAAAACCUCUCCACCUCAUGAAGAAUAUCAACUAGUGCCUCAGAAACAACCCCAACAGUCGACAAAACUAACAACUCGAAAGCUGGUCCGUCAACACAGUGUGCAGGUUCCAGAAAUACUGGUCACAGAGGACUCCAACAUGAGCACGACAACCUCAAUAGAGUCAAUAUCCACCGCCAAACAUUCAGAGAAACCUGAUGAGUUUCAGUGGCCACAGAGAAGCCCUUCUCUGGCCCAACUCCCCAUUGAAAAGCUUCCUCCAAAGAAGAAGCGCUUGCGUCUAGCCGAGGUAGCCCAGUCCUCUGGGGAAUCCAGUUUUGAUUCUGUAUCCCUGCCCCGCAGCCCUAGUCAGGACAGUAGCGCAUCUUACGCAUCCAGUCGCUCCACAUCCUUUGAAGAGUCCAACAGACCAGACAUGGAGAUAGCAGGAUCAACACCACUGAGGAGAUCAAGAGCUCCUCACAUGUUGACGGUGCCUGGGGUGCAUCAGCACAGAGAGAUGAGGCGCUCAGCAUCUGAACAGGCGCCUCAUGACCCACAACCAAGCGUCCUAUUGGCUGAGACCCGCAGUAAGUCUUUUGACUACAGUUGCCUGUCCCCAGAGCGCACUGCAGUUGGCUGGAGGGAAAGAAGAAAAUGUCUCCUUAUGAGACACACCGCUAUAAAAGAUCCAGAUGAAGAGGAAGAGGAGCGACAGUGUACCAUACCGAGACGUAGUCCCGAACAUGUCAGCUCCACCACAUCUUCUCAAGCAAGCCCGACUUCUGUGUACUGCAGCAGGUCCCCUGCUUCUCCUUCAUCAGGUGACAUGGUCUUGCGUAAUCCAGUGAGAUUACAGUGCAAAGAGAUCUUUUCUCAGUGGAAACUCAGUCAAAAUAUUCAGUUAACAGGCAGCACAGAAGCCACAUCCGUAGAUCCUGUAAAAGAGGAGGCCUCACAUACAGAGCAGCCGCCUUCUCAGGCAUCACAGCCCUAUCCUACACACGGACCAUCAGGGGCAGCCAGAGCUCACUACCUCCCCAUGUCUACAGGGCUGAAGCUAGAGAUUCCCUUACUGCAUGAUGAAUAUCCAGAGGUUCGAGUGAGUCACUCCCACAUCCAGCACUCUGUCCCUCACAUCACUUCCAGUCUGGAAUUACUGAGGCCAGCCACAUCUCCAGCAGUAGCAGUGCGCCUCCAAACAGACACCCUCACCCUAGCAUGUGCCAUAUACACCACAUUCUCCCAGUCCACCUCCCCCAGGCCCCAGGAGGCAGUCGAUGCUGUGUCACACAAUAUAAGUAUCCCAACAGCUGAUUACAGAAACCAUAGGAGCAUGGGUCCAGACUAUCAGUCGUGGUCUGACGAUGGCCUGAGGAUAUCAGGCUCAGGGGGCAACAAGCGCAUGCUCUCCCCUUCAAACAGCAUAGAGCUCCUGCCUGAGUCACAGCAGCAGCAGAAACGAGUCAAAGAGGAAGGGGAGAGGGAGGUGGGAUGUGUUGACAAGGCAUCAGUGGACCCAUGCAAUCAGGAACUCAAAAGGGAGACUCAGUCAUGUCUACCCAGUGUUUGUUCUCCCAUCACACAUGUUGGACCAUCAUACCCCAGUCUGCUGCCCAGCACCUGUAAUAGCUGGUGCUAUUUGAACUACAUUAAACCAAACCCUUCUACUCUGGACGAACAGAAGCCCUCAGUGUAUUCAUCGUGGUCCACGAGCGGCUAUGACCCCAACCCACCUGGCCUCUCAAGCAAGACAGCUCUCUCUCUGCUGCACUGCAAGCAGAGGCUCAGUCCCUCCAUCUACACUAUAUCCCCCAUGACAGUCAGGACAACUGAGUCGAUGGAGCACGAGGACGAAAAAAGACCAUGCUCCACUGAGGUCUACAACAGCCAGUCGUACUGCAGGGACCACGAGGGAACGAGGAAGGGACAGCAGUCAGCAGACAACAACGGGUCAGACAGAAAAGAGGAGAGGGAGGAAGAGAAGAAGAAUGAGGAGGAAGCGCAGUCGUGCUCCAGGAAUAAGCACCCUCCUGAAGUUUGGAUCUCUGAGAGAGGAUCAAACGGGAAGCAUGCUAUCACACAUGGUGUAGGUGGAGGCAAGUGCCAAUGUGAGGACUGUGGAUUCCACCCAAAGAAUACCAGUACACUGCAGAAAUGCACCCGUCACAUCACAGAACCCCCACCAUAUAACUGCAAACAGUGUAACCUUUCUCUUAAAGCCAAAGGAAGCCUCAUCGAACACCUGAGAUCUGAGGCACAUGGAAAAGACACCUGUUGUUACCCAGAUGGCACAGAGUAGGGAGUCUGUGAAGAACGUCCAGUUCCCCCAGAUAAACAAAAAGAUCUUCAGUACUCAGAUCUCAGACAAGACAAAGAUGACAAUGCAGGGGACAAAGAUGGCAAACAUGUUGACGACAACAGGUCCGAGGUGGCUAAAAGCUCUCACACUACCACUUCUGAUAGUGAGGAACCUCGUCCAGGAGGCCUGCCGAUGGAACCUGAACCCAGCCGAUCCGUCCAGCUUCCCCCCAAGGACUCUACCCAGAGGAGCUCAGCCAGCGUCAGGAGGGCUCUGUUUGCCCGCAGACGCUUUGACGCUUCAUCAUCGGCAUCCUCCCGAGUCUGCCAUUCUCCAAGUACUCAACCCCUGAUUUCACAGAGGGAGCCGUCCCCAGCUCACAGCCCAUCACCCAGGCCUCGCCAGUCCCCUGCUCCCCCGUCCUCCCCCUCCCCAUCUAGUUGUCACGUCUCCACCUCUGCUCUGAGACCAGUCUCCCCUGUUAGAGGUCUUUCUCCUGUAAUAGUCCAGUCCCAUGGAUCAGAGUCCUCUGGGCCUCCAGGAUCCCUGGCAGACACCUCUGCUCAUUGUCAAGCCUGUUUUCACCCAAGAGACCGACCAUCUGCUGCUAGACGGUCUGUGGAUGAGGUUGGUCUGACCCACAUCAGCCCACAUCCCACACGCCCUCGGGGAGCCCACAACCUCCUAAGUCACCUCCCUCUGCACUCCCAGCAGCCAGGCAGGGCCCCGAAUCUCCUGAUUCCCAUCGGGGGGAUUCACAUGAUUCAGCCCAGGUCCACCCUCCCUAUGUACAGCCUGGUGAGCAGCCCCAUCGCAGCCACAUCCAGCCCCGCAGGGACAUCCUGGAGACUGAGUGACGCUCCAAAGGGGAGGUUUCCUCUGCUGCAGCGCCAGGAUACUCUCAAAGAGACGUCGCCCGGCAGUCGAGCCAGCCCACAGGAGCCCGAGGCAUCAGAGGGAGCGUCCGGGAGCAGCCGAUCGGACGCUUUAUCACACAGAAACACUCGAGGGUGCUUCCAGUCGAGUCCCAGGACAGAGAUGAGGCAUCCGGAGGUCGACACAGACGCACAUAUUACAGAGAGGGGUGUUUGCCCCGAGACCACCCAAGGCCAAAAAAAGGCUCCUUCCUCCCAGACACAACUCUGAUAGGAGGGAGAGCCUGAAGGGACAGUGCAAAAGACUGAAACCAGAGUGUUGUUAAAACAGCGCUGGUUCGGAGAUGGAGUACGAAAGGCAAGAGCACUUGAGCACCGCUUCUGAAUGACGCUAUUAUGUAAUUAUAUGAACAAUAUAUAUAUAGACACUAUGUUAGAUAUGCAGUAUGUUUUGUAAAUCUUUUUUUACCCUCUUGUUUGAUGUCAUCGGUGUUGAUUUAUUUAUGUGCUAUUAUGCAAAUUCUGUACUAUAUGCAAAAGCAGCUGGAAUGAAAAUAGACAAAGUUUUAAUCAGUUUCCCUAUUAACCCUUCUACAGCUCUAAUAUACUAUUGCUGUGUUAAUGUACUGUAUUACCAAAAUGGAUAUAGAAAGGUACUACAAAUAUUUAUUCAUCCCGACCAGUAUUUUGAAGUGCAAUUUUAUGUCAAGAUUGUGGUUUGAAAUGUCAUUCUUCUUAAAGGCUGUGAUUAUUAUUAUUAUUAUUAUUAUUAUUAUUGUUGUUAUUAUUAUGAUUUGUCAGGUUGUUUUUGUUGUUGUUGUCGUCUUUGUUUGUGUUCAAAGAAGCAGGGUUACGAUCACCUCCUUUUCUAAUGUCUUCAGGAAAAGAAGUUUCAGAUCAAGACAUUUGGAGUGCACUGACAAAUAAUUUGAUAUCCAGAGGAAACCUGUUUCACGUACAUGGUAGCUACGGUACAGUUUUUUUUCAUAAACAGAUACAUGUAUUUUUGUGUUGUUGCUUUUAUAAAUGAUACAAUCACUCUGUCAUUUUCAUGUUUACCAUUAAACUUCUCAU